CAGCUGGGCCAAUCAGAAGACAACAGCUGGGCCAAUCAGGAAUCAGCAGCAGGGUCAUAAGAAAUAAAUCAUCCACAAAUGUUCCAAUACAAAAGAAUUACAUUUUGCCAAAGUAAAAAAGCCCAACAAUUUUACCAAUGUCUUUUUAUUUAUUCAUGUGUUCUUCUUUCUAUUUGAAUCAUCUAAACCAGGGGUGCCCAACCUUUUUUGAACCGAGAGCUACUUUUAAAGUUGCCAGUCUGCCGAGAUCUACCAGUCCAAAUAGAGAGCCAUUACUGACAGCCUACUACCAGACUGGUACAGGUGCAAUGAGCACAAAGAAGGAGAACGAUGCUGAUCCCUAUACUGGUCCAUGUGCAAAGAGAAUAAAGACGGAGAAGGAUGCUGAUCCCACUGCCGGACAUCCACAUAGCUUCACUGUGAAAUUCCCUUCUGACCCCAAGGAACACACUAUAGACUGUGUUCAACCCGGAACAGUGCUGCGGGCGAUAAAAACAUGUCACAAAUAUGAUGAGAAGUUUUCAGAUGAAAACCUUGUGAUUCAGCUGGGUAAAAAGGAUAAGAAACAUGCUAUUGCAACACAUUUCCCUUGUUCUUGUAUCAGGGAAGAUGAGUGUCUGAUCUUAUCGCAUGAAAAAGAAAAGAUUGAAGAGACCCAAGGCCAAAAUGAGGAACCAAUACAGUCAAAGGAAAUAUAUUCUGUCUUCUCUAUUGAAACAGUGGGAGGAGAAAACACCAGAACAAAGCCGUUUAUCAGAAGCAAGGCUUUCAAUAGGUUCAAGUACCUGUGUGUGUAUGGGGAGAAGGGUAGGGAGAUCACAGUGGAGGACGCUCUGAGAAGAGAUGGACGCUUCAUUGAUGAUCUUGGCUACUUCACUCUGUCUGACAACAAGGAUCCAAUUAAAAGCACUGGAUGUACCCAACCUGUUGACAACCUGGAUGGAAAAGAAUUCAAGUUGUGUCUUGAAAAGGCACAACUGAAGCGUAGCAAAAAAAUGGUCAGAGAAGAAGUAAAGAAGAGAAUAGACGUUAUCCAAAAAACAAUGGAAAACAAUAAAGUCAGUGUCAAAGAUUUAGUUGAAGACCGUGUCAGAGCAGAGAACAGAUCCAAGGGAAAGAGUGGUCAGAGUGGCAGCAGUGUCGACGUUGAAGAGAUGUAUGAUUUACUGCGGAAGCAGUAUCCAGAUCUGAAGGAGCUGAUGAUGAAUAGAUUCCCAGGUGAUUCUUAUCAGGAGAAACUGAACCUGAGGAAGGAAGACUUUGGAAAGAUCCAACAGUCGUUCAGCGAGGUUCACAGAGUCAGAGAGCUGAUAAAACUGGGCGAGUCAGUUUGUGUGAUUGUGAAUCCAUUUAAGACAGGAUCAGGGUUUGUGUUGUUUGACAAAUUCAUCUUGACCAACGCACACCUGUUUAAACAAUGUGUUGAAGAAGGAAACACAAAGCUGAAGCAUGGUACAGAGGUGUAUGUUCUCUUUAACUUUGAAGAACAGCACAAAAAUUACCACUACUUUAAGCUGGCUCACCGUAACAUCCUCUACUGUGAUGAUGACCUCGAUUAUGCCAUACUUCAGCUUGAGCCUGUCGGACAGAAAUACAACCCAGACACAACUAAAGUCACAAAAGAGAUAGUGCCACCACCAGGGCUCCUGAAGUUGUUUGGUCCAAAGCCUGAGAAUGGUGAAGCCUGUAUCAUUGGUCACCCAGAAGGAGGAGUGAAAAAACUGGAUCCAACAUCUAUCAUUGAGAUAGGAAACAGGGUGAAGGCUGUUGAGGAUCAAUUAGAGCCAUACAAAGACACUUUAUUCACUCUCUACUCAAUCCGUGACCUCAUCAAAAAGCAAGGCAUUGAAAGCAUAUUGGUAGGUGGAAACAAAGCAGAGAAAGGAACAACCUACAACACCUUCAUGUGUCACGGCUCCUCUGGAUCCCCAGUGUUUGAUGCUCAGUGCAAGGUUUUUGGUUUGCACACCUCAGGAUAUGUUUACGGUUUUCCAAAGCCUGAGAGUGUGAUAGAGUGGGCCCAACCUCUGCUAGAUAUCUUUGAACACUUUGUGAGGAAACUGAGGGACAAUGGGGAGGAGGAUCUGUUGAAGAGAGUUCAGGAAGAAGCAAAGGGAAACUCAGACCUAGAAGAGAUACUCAAAAAGAUACUCAACCCCGACUCUGAUGAGUAAAUAGUGACUGAUUAGAAAGAUUAGAUAAUCAGGGGCUGAACACACGAGGCUGGACAGCUUAUAUUCCCAUGCAUCAUCACACUUCAGAUCUGUUUUCUAGUGCAUCCUGUUUCAUAUUGACGUCUCUGUUAGUCUGUAACAGCCAAUAUCACUUUUUUCUAAAUCCAUAUUUCUUGUAAGCAUUAUUUUUUUAUUUUAUCAUAAUUUUUUUGAUUUUCAUAUCUAUAGUAGUUCUUUUUUACAACGUCCUUACUUCACUGUGUUCAUGUAUGCACCAUUGUACACCAAAUUAACCUAAUUGGCAAUAAACCAAAUUCUGAUGUUGAUUGUGCUGCAUACUCACCGUUUGUGGAAUAUAUGAAUGUAUUUUAUUGAGGCAGUGAACUGAAUGCCAUAUAUUUCAUGUAUUUUCUCUUUUAACACGUAUUGGAAGCUCCUUAAGUGUGAGCUGAUAUUUGUUUUUAUUUCAAUGUCAUAUAUUUCUCCCGUGGUAAAUGUGUUUAUUCUGUCCUGGCCUUCCCUACCAAUGUAUUCUGUGUUUUAUUAAAAGUUGAUCUCUUCAAAA
Messenger RNA from Gymnodraco acuticeps, 2739 nucleotides. RefSeq names its product protein FAM111A-like. Lineage: Eukaryota; Metazoa; Chordata; Actinopteri; Perciformes; Bathydraconidae. The record is from RefSeq and is a predicted model, not a curated record. The transcript is spliced from 5 exons. Bases 138 to 2174 code for a protein of 678 amino acids.